Messenger RNA from Coregonus sp. 'balchen', 3144 nucleotides. Lineage: Eukaryota; Metazoa; Chordata; Actinopteri; Salmoniformes; Salmonidae. The record is from the annotation of a GenBank genome assembly.
AUGGGCUCUACUGGCUCCAGGCCCAGGCUCAGUCAGGUGGCCCCGUGUCACAAUCAGUCAGAGGGAGACCAGGGCCAGCAGGCCAGUCAUCCCACUUCACAUUGGACCAUCCCUGCCACACCAACGCCACUGGAGCAACAACAUGGGCCCCAGGGACAUAGGAGGACUACCCAGCUGCCGCCACUGAAACUGGAAAACCCUGCAACAUUCCCACCACUAUCUACAGGUUGGUAUACAAACAGAACACUAUUCAAAACUUGGUUGUCAUCCUCAUGAAGGCUUACCUGUAUUGUGUGUCUAUCUGUGCAUGUGCGUGUGUGUAAGAAUCAUCAUAUGUAUCAAGCAGCCUCCCACAGAGUCAAAUCACCAUUUGGGGUCCAAGCAUCAUUCAUUCUCAUUUACCACGAAGACUACAGGUCAGAACAGUAUAGCUUUCACUAAAAUUGUACUGCAAACUGUUACUAGCAUUCUUGUUCAACUGUUCCUAUAUUUCUACUUUGUUACUUUCCUAUCUCUAUGUGAGAUAAAUUGUAUUUCAGUAUAGUGUCUAGGACUCUAUAUUGGGGAGGAGUGGCUGUAUCAUUGCUUUGACUGUGGUUGUGAUGUAUGUGUACCCAUUAGGGGUGUAACGAUCCAUCUACUACAUCGAUGUAUCGAUUUAUAUUCCUAUGAUCCAACUACAUCGAUCUGUGCUCGGCGAGUUGGCCUUUUGGACAACAUAUAUCGAUCUAACAUCGUUUUAAAAUGUAAUAAAUCGAUUGUAUCGAUACUAGGAAAUAACCCAUUGGAUUUAAGCACGUCAGACUUUAUAUGGAUGUUUUUUCUUAGCACUUUUAAUGAUAAAGGCUUUAAACAUUACUCGAUUCAGUCUGCCUAUCCGUGACGUCAUCGCGCCAACAGCAGCGCAAAGGCGCAAAGACAACAAAACAUAGCAUGGCGGACGACCGAGGAGAAGCCGACGAGCGAGAAAUUAUCAAGCCACCAUUGCAGUCCUUACAAGAAACAGGAAUCUAGGAAACUUCACCUGCACUGUCCAGUAUCCAGGUAUUUAUUUCAGUCACACUGGUUGAAUUUUUGGCUAAAAGGUUACUGAAUCGAUUUCAAGUCACUGAAUCGUUUCGGAUCGUAUCGUUCUAAAUGAACCAAUAUCGUCCUUGAAUCGUAUCGACAACCACAAAUCGUGAUACAAAUCGAAUCGUUGUUAAAACGAAUCGUUACACCCCUAGUACCCAUGCAGACCUCCCAUCAUUCUCUCUCUUCAAGCGUUACAACCACUGACCCCUCUUAGUGCAGGCCUCAAGGUUACUGCCAAUCACAUGGCCAUGGUAAAAAAACAACAACACAAAAACAUCAUAGUGUCAUUUUGUCUCUGUGUGUGUAUACCUGUGUGUUUGCAUGGAUACAAAGCCUUUGUCAAUUUUGAAGCUGUUUAAAUUACCUUAUGCUUCGGUUUGGUUUGUUCUCUCUCUAUUGUCACAGGGCAGGGACUGGAGAGAUGGGGGUGUCCUCCACUUUUCUACACCCAGCCAGCGGGCACACGGUGGCACCGGCCGCCAGCCGCAGGUGCAGAUAGAUACUGUAAUGGAUUAACAUGCCUAUGUUACUCAGUUGUUAUGAGAGGAAAUGUACGUGCGUAAGUGCAUAGUGUCUCCAGCAAGAUAGCGCUGUGCUUGGUCUGUGAGUGGGUCUGAGAGAGAGAGAGAGAGAGAGAGAGAGAGAGAGAGAGAGAGAGAGAGAGAGAGAGAGAGAGAGAGAGAGAGAGAGAGAGAGAGAGAGAGAGAGAGAGCGCGCGCUGGUGAGCUGCGAGCCCAGGCCCCUCUUGUUCCAGUGGGCCUGAUUACAGCGCUGGUGGAAUGGAAAGUGGGGGGACCUUAUAGAUAAUUGUAUGUGUGGGGGUACAGAGAUUAGGUAGUCAAUCAAAAAUCAUGUUAAACACUAUUAUUGCACACAGAGUGAGUCCAUGCAAGAGGGUACAGGGAACAGGAAAAACCCCACGACCAGGCAAACACACACAAGCAUGUAUGCGCACAUACACUCCCUCACAAACUGACAGACAGAACAUAUUUUGUAAAUGUUCAUGUUUCAUUGCAUAGGGCAUGAUCAAGAGAUCCAUGUUUUUUCUGUAGCAUAUUUUUGGUGAAUUUUCUGUAGCAUAUCAUUGGUGCAUUAUGUGUAUAACGUGGCAUGUGACUAUAUUAUAUUUGUUGGUGACCCAUGAAUGGUGUGGUCUCUCUGGCUGUGUGGGUUGGGUUGUGUUGGGUAGGGAGGACUCCUGGAGGCACAGAUGGUCCUCAGUCAACAGGCCCAGCAGAGACGGAGAGCCCACCAGAGACGAGUCCGAGAGCAGCGGGUGCACGAGAGGACCAUCUAUACAGAUAAUUGUGAGACUGGCCUCCCGAGUGGCGCAGCGGUCUAAGGCACUGCUUUGCUUGAGGAAUCACUAGAGAACCGGGUUCGAUCCCAGGCUUGGUCACAGCUGGCCGUGACCGGGAGACCCAUGAGGCGGUGCACAAUUGGCCCAGCAUCGUCCAGGUUAGGGGAGGGUUUGGCCGGCCGGGAUUUCCUUGUCCGAUCUCGCUAUAGUGACUCCUUGUGGUGGGCAGGGCGCCUGCAAGCUGACUUCGGUCACCAGCUGGACGGUGUUUCCUCUGACACAUUGGUGCGGCUGGCUUCCGGGUUAAGCGAGCAGUGAGGCUUGGCAGGGUCGUGUUUCGGAGGACGCAUGGCUCUCGACCUUUGCCUCUCCUGAGUCCGUACGGGAGUUGAUGGGACAAGACUGUAACUACCAAUUGGGGAGAAAACGGGGUAAAAAUAAAAUAGAUAAUUGUGAGACUGGAUACAUUUUGUACCACCAACUUGAACAUUUUCUAACUGACGCAUACAAUCCAUAGAUAAAUGGUGUACUUGUAUUAUUGUCUUGCUCUCUUGGCCUCUGUAGUUGGAGCACCUAGCAGCAAAGGGAUACAGAGACUGUAUCUACUGAACAGGCCAACACAAGAGGACAUAUUUUGGGAACGGAUGACAGGAGAGAGCCUUGACCUCAGGGAGAUCCUCCAACCAAGCCCCCUUCCCCCGGAGCAAGGAGAGAGACAGCAGUCCCAGCCUGGACCACAACCACAGCGCCUGUGUAGGAUGAGGAGCUGA